AUGGGAACCAAAUUCAAAACAAUUGCUCUGUGCCUUUUGCUUUCGAAUCUGUUUUUCUCUCUUGCGCUCUCUGAUGGGCUGUUCAGAAUUGGGCUAAAAAAGCUGAAAUUGGACCAAAACAAUCGUCUCGAGUUGAAGGGAAGGGAAAAAUCGAGGGCCGAAGCCGAAGGUGUGAAUAAUGCGGACACAGAUAUUGUGGCUCUGAAAAACUAUAUGGAUGCUCAGUACUUUGGAGAGAUUGGUGUUGGGACCCCACCUCAGAAAUUCACUGUUAUUUUUGAUACGGGUAGCUCGAAUCUGUGGGUCCCAUCUUCAAAAUGCUUGUUUUCUGUUACAUGUCUCUUCCACUCUAAAUACCAGUCGAGCGAGUCGAGCACUUACAAGGCGAAUGGUUAUUGUGAUGGCGGGUGCUCGGCUAUUGCAGACUCCGGGACUUCUCUAAUUGCUGGUCCAAGCACCAUAGUUGCCAUGAUUAACCGUGAAAUAGGAGCAACUGGAAUUGUUAGCCAGGAAUGCAAGUCCGUGAUUGGCAAAUACGGACAAAAUAUUAUGGAUCUUCUCUUGGCAAAGGUAAAGCCACGAAAGAUAUGCUCCCAACUUGGGAUAUGCACGUUUGAUGGAACUCGUGGUGUGAGUGUGGGAAUCGAGAGUGUCGUGGAUGAGAAAGCAGACGGCAUGUGCCCUGCAUGUGAGAUGGCAGUUGUUUGGAUGCAAAACGAGCUGAGGCAGAACAAUACUCAAGUCCACAUUCUGAAAUAUGUCAACGAGCUUUGCGAGAAGAUGCCUAAUCCAAUGGGAGAAUCGAUUGUCGACUGUUCAAGCAUUUCAUCUAUGCCGAGUGUUUCCUUCACGAUCGGUGGGAAAGUCUUUGAUCUUUCGCCAAAUCAGUACAUACUCAAGGUGGGUGAGGGUGCCCGAGCACAAUGCGUAAGCGGUUUUACGGGUCUCGAUAUUCCUCCUCCACGUGGACCUCUUUGGAUUUUGGGAGAUAUUUUCAUGGGUCCGUAUCACACGGUGUUCGACUAUGGCAAACUGAGAGUCGGGUUUGCUAAAGCAGCUUAG
Striga asiatica is the source of this 1062-nucleotide messenger RNA. NCBI's taxonomy places the organism in Eukaryota, Viridiplantae, Streptophyta, Magnoliopsida, Lamiales, Orobanchaceae. The record is from the annotation of a GenBank genome assembly.